AUGGCUGGACGCGCGAUGCAGCCCACGCCAUGUGGAAACACCACCCAAUUCAGCUGGCAUUUUGGGUUUGCCCCUUAUCGAUGGUCAAGGGGUGUACGCCAGGAACCGCAGUCCGGCCGCCUCACCACGCGGUUGGCCUGCGCCCCUCGUAUGGGGCAGGAUCUUGAAUUGUCUUCACUUACCGCUGUGGGGCCUCUGGACGGGCGAUAUGGAUCCAAAGUCUCAAGCCUUCGCUCGUUGUUCAGCGAAUUUGGCCUCAUCAAAUGGAGGGUGUUUGUUGAAUGCCGCUGGUUGCGACAUCUGGCUGACUUGCCUGGAGUUCCAGAGAUUGGACCAUUGAGUACAGACGCUUCUGCAAUAUUGGAAGAACUUGAGGCAGGGUUUACUUUGGGAGAUGCGGAGAGGGUCAAAGAUGUGGAGAGUGUGACCAACCAUGAUGUCAAGGCAGUGGAGUAUAUGCUGAAAAAGAGGUUUGAAGUGAACAAGGAGUUGUCAAGCAUCAUGGAAUUUACCCAUUUUGCUUGCACCUCUGAAGACAUCAACAAUCUUGCCUACGCACUUAUUGUGAAGGAAGCAACUAGACUUGAGGUGCUCCCUGCCAUGGAUGAGCUCAUUUCUAAAAUUGCUACCCUUGCCCACGAGUAUGCCGAUGCUGCAAUGUUGGCACGCACACAUGGCCAGCCAGCAUCGCCCACGACAAUGGGGAAGGAACUGGCAGUUUUUGCUUUUCAUCUGCAGCAGCAGAGGGACAAGGUGGCGGAUGUCCGCAUUCUAGGAAAGAUGGCAGGAGCAGUAGGCAACUACAAUGCCCACAUGGCUGCCUACCCUAAUGUUGACUGGAUGAAAACAACACAAGAUUUUGUGUCUUCUCUUGGGCUUGAUUGGAACCCUUAUGUGACCCAGAUUGAGCCUCAUCACUACAUUGCUGAGCUGUUCCACGCCAUGGCAAGGUUCAACACUACCCUACUGGACUUUGACAAAGAUAUUUGGGGCUACAUAUCUAUGAACUACUUCCGGCAACGCACCAAUAAAGGGGAAGUUGGUUCCUCAACGAUGCCCCACAAGGUUAAUCCCAUUGAUUUCGAAAACUCUGAAGGCAACCUGGGGAUCGCCAAUGCUCUGCUGCUCCAUCUGGCAGCGAAGCUGCCCAUAUCCAGGUUUCAGCGCGACCUGACGGACUCAACUGCCCUCCGAAAUGUUGGUGUGGCCAUGGGACAUAGCAUCCUUGGGUACAAGUCUGCAAGCAGGGGCUGCAGAAAGCUGGUGUUGGAUCAGGAGACACUGGCCAGAGACCUUGAUAGCCGAUGGGAGGUGCUGGGAGAGGCUGUUCAGACUGUGAUGCGCAGAUAUGGAGUCCCCGAGCCUUAUGAAAAGCUUAAGGAGUUCACGCGAGGCAAAGAUGUGUCUCGAGAAGGGAUGAAAGAUUUUGUGGAUGGGCUGGAUGUCCCAGAUGAUGCAAAGGCAGCCUUGAUGGAACUCACACCCCAGACCUACAUUGGCAACGCAGAAGAUCAAGCUCGAAGCAUAUACCGGUACACAAAUGGGAGGCAAUGA
Ostreobium quekettii is the source of this 1554-nucleotide messenger RNA. The record is from the annotation of a GenBank genome assembly. Lineage: Eukaryota; Viridiplantae; Chlorophyta; Ulvophyceae; Bryopsidales; Ostreobiaceae.